AUGGGUAAGAUGGUUCCGUUUGGCGCCAUGUCAGAAACAUCUUCAAUAUUUCCAAAACACGUAAACAGUAAUCCUGAAGGUGAAUUUUCUCAUUCACAUCGGAGUGCACUGGCAUUUUGCCGUAAAGCUAGGGUCUCAGUACCUUCAUCUCUAAAUGCAAUAAAGCAGUAUAUGACAUCCACUACGGCAUCGGCGUCGCCGACACAAAUGCCAAGAUAUAGGCGAUACCUCUGCUCAAUCACUGCGGCAAAAAUACCCGUGCGUGGCUCAAUCAAGGAGGCUUUCACCCAAGUGGAGGAUGCGUAA
Messenger RNA from Opisthorchis viverrini, 306 nucleotides. RefSeq lists its product as hypothetical. The record is from RefSeq and is a predicted model, not a curated record. Bases 1 to 306 code for a protein of 101 amino acids. The transcript has a single exon. NCBI's taxonomy places the organism in Eukaryota, Metazoa, Platyhelminthes, Trematoda, Opisthorchiida, Opisthorchiidae.